This is a messenger RNA of Suillus subalutaceus, 174 nucleotides long. RefSeq lists its product as uncharacterized. The record is from RefSeq and is a predicted model, not a curated record. The transcript has a single exon. The annotation marks the transcript as partial. NCBI's taxonomy places the organism in Eukaryota, Fungi, Basidiomycota, Agaricomycetes, Boletales, Suillaceae.
GCGUGCAUGAAAUUCCUCGGGAAGUGUCCAUGCCCAUGGUGUCUUGUUAGCAAAGACAACAUUUUCAAAUUAGGGACAAAGUUCGAUCGACGACAGCACACCAGAAAUUCUCGAGUCGACAAUCAUCCACGGCGUAGUCUCAUUGAACAAGCCCAUGAUCUCAUAUUUGUUUGA